AGUCCAUGUCUUACACCGCUUCUAGAUUACACUACUGUUGUAGAAACGUAAACUGAACACGGUACGAUUUACGACUAAAUAUUGUAACCCCUAAGAGUAGUUGAUAGGGUAGCUACGAAUAGUGAGUGACGCUGAAACGAACGGAGCAAUUGUUUCUUUAUCUUCUUUGGUUACAGUUAACCAAGAAAAGCUAUUAUUUUGGUUUAUAAUGGACGAUGUAGUUAGUCAUUCGCGUAAGCCUGUUGUGUGUCGUUAUUUCGCCGCGUCUGGAACUUGUUUUUAUGGAAAUGAUUGUCAGUUUUUACACAAUUCCAUUCCGCGAUCCAGUAUAUCUCCGACGUUUCCGAUACAUUUAUUUUCAUCGCCAUCUCGAUCAGCCAAUUCCACCACCGCAUCAAUAUCUACAGAACUAAGUUUGUCAAUUAUUGAGAUUAAAGAUGAAUGUAUGCAUAAAGCACAAGAGUUAUCCAUAUCACCAGAUAUACAAACAGCUGGAGAAUCUAAUUCAUCUCUCUUUGAGGAAAAUGUUGGUGGUACUACCUAUUAUUAUACACCAGAAGAUGACAUCAAACCUAACCAUGAAGAUCUAACUAUUCAAAAUCAUGGGGGUCAAGCUACCGAUAAAAUAGCUCAUACUGCAGUAUUGAGCAGAAGAAUUCAGUCUCCAAACCAAUUGGUCUCAACAUCACAACAACCCAAUCAUUUGUUUUCAGUUUACAGUGGGCCUUCUAGUUUUUUACUAAGUUGUACUGGUCAACAGAGAUCUUCAUUUUUUAUGAAUGAAGACAUAAGAGCUGACCUCAUCCAAAGAAACUCAGUGGCUUUAUUGACAUCAGAUCCUGCUUUAUUUCCAGAUUUACCGUCAGAUGUUGAUCAUUAUCAUGAGCUGGUUCCCCUUGAAACUCAUACAUUAAAUCAGGCUGUCAAGUCCAACACUUACGGCUUAAUUACUUCUACCUAUAAAGCCUCUAACAGCAAAACUGGCAUGCGAUAUUGCUUGAAGAGGAUUCAUGGUUACAGAGUCACGAGUGCUAAAUGUAUGUCGAUGGUUGAACUGUGGAGAAAAGUGCAACAGUGUCAUUUGGUGACUUUGAGAGAAGCCUUUACAACCAAGGCCUUUGGCGAUCAUUCCAUAGUUUUUGCAUACGAUUAUUAUCCUGGAGCUGAAACACUUCUGACGAAGUAUUUAGCUUCAACGGCUCCACAUCUGGAUCCAUUCAGCAGUGACCCUUCUGCGCCCCGUCCGUAUACAAUGCAGAAGAAUCGAAUGUUACAACAACAGGCUGGCAAAGGUGUAUUACCAGAGUCUUUACUGUGGAGUUACAUAAUUGAACUAUGUUCAGCUUUGCGAUCCGUCCAUUCCGCUGGUUUGGCCGUAAGAGCAUUAGAUCCAUCCAAAGUACUGGUGACCUCAAGAGGCCGUUUACGAUUAUGUGGUGGCGGAAUUUUUGAUGUACUCACCUAUGACUCGAGUUCUUCCAACGUCUCAGCUUUGAUUCCGCAUUAUCAGCAAGAAGACCUCUUGGCUUUGGGAAAGCUUAUUCUUGCAUUGGCCUGCAACUCUUUGUUGGCUCUCCAACGAGAUAAUGUUCCCACUUCUAUGGAUAUCAUCAGUAAAAAUUAUUCCUCGGAUCUUCGAAAUUUAGUUAUGUAUUUGCUCUCCACCCCUCAAGGUUCUAGAGCCAAGAACAUUCAGGAAGUAAUGCCUAUGAUUGGUGCUCGAUUUUUCAGCCAAUUAGAAGCAGCUACUUUGCAUGCCGACUAUCUUGAAGAUCAGCUUGCCAGAGAAUUGGAUAAUGGUCGUCUGUUCCGUUUGCUUGGAAAACUCGGAACUGUUGUUGACCGACCGGAGUUAAAUUUGGAUUCAACGUGGUCGGAAACGGGUGACAGAUAUUUACUCAAGUUGUUUCGAGAUUAUAUGCUUCAUCCUUGUACGGAUGACGGUCGACCAUGGGUUGAUUUGGCACACAUUGUCGCGUGUCUCAAUCGACUUGAUACAGCUUCGCAAGAUAAAAUAUGUUUAACUUCGCGAGAUCAACAGAACGUUCUUGUUGUAAGCUACGCUGAACUGCACCAGUGUUUGGAAACUUCUUUUAACGAACUGCAACAAGCAGCGUUAGCUCCUUCACAUGUUUUGGGAGCUUCGUCCAGUAACGAGCAAUAACUUUAGACGGGAAGACGGAUUAACAAAUAGCUCCAAUUUUUCGAAGAAUUCGAUCCGCCAUUUGGCGCGUUUUGUGACUGAUGUGUCUGUGAAUGAGGGAAGGCAAGGUAUGAAGAUGAAUCUCAUGCUUCGACAACUGUAUUUUUCCAUUUCAGUCUUGAAGUAUGCGAAUGGCCAUGAUAAUGAGAACUCGAAAUUCAUUAAACGCCUAGGCCGUGGCAUCGUCCAUGCCACGAAACAUUUUGGAUCAAAUAUUUUUGCAAUUGCAGGUGUGUAACACGAACGAAUUGCGUUCUGUUAUUGCUCUAAAUUUUCCAAGUUGUAUGCAGUGUUUAAUAAUAUCAAUACAUUUCUUCCGUAAGUA
This is a messenger RNA of Daphnia magna, 2528 nucleotides long. It is a transcript of the gene PAN3, whose product is annotated as PAN2-PAN3 deadenylation complex subunit pan3. Gene Ontology annotation, molecular function: ATP binding; poly(A) binding; metal ion binding. The transcript has 10 exons. NCBI's taxonomy places the organism in Eukaryota, Metazoa, Arthropoda, Branchiopoda, Diplostraca, Daphniidae. The record is from RefSeq and is a predicted model, not a curated record. Gene Ontology annotation, biological process: nuclear-transcribed mRNA poly(A) tail shortening; mRNA processing; protein phosphorylation. Bases 209 to 2164 code for a protein of 651 amino acids. Gene Ontology annotation, cellular component: P-body; PAN complex.